Messenger RNA from Nomascus leucogenys (northern white-cheeked gibbon), 1031 nucleotides. Its product is annotated as olfactory receptor 2T3. Gene Ontology annotation, cellular component: membrane. Gene Ontology annotation, biological process: G protein-coupled receptor signaling pathway. Gene Ontology annotation, molecular function: olfactory receptor activity; G protein-coupled receptor activity. The record is from RefSeq and is a predicted model, not a curated record. NCBI's taxonomy places the organism in Eukaryota, Metazoa, Chordata, Mammalia, Primates, Hylobatidae.
GGUGGGAACUGUGAGCCAGUCAUGUGCUCAGGGAAUCAAACUUCUCAGAAUCAAACCACAAGCACCGAUUUCACCCUCACGGGCAAGCAUGCUGCCCUCCUCUACACUGUGACUUUCUUUCUUUUCUUGGUGGCCCUCACUGGGAAUGCCCUCCUCAUCCUCCUCAUCCACUCAGAGCCCCACCUCCACACCCCCAUGUACUUCAUCAGCCAGCUCGCUCUCAUGGACCUCAUGUACAUAUGCGUGACUGUGCUGAAGAUGCUUGUGGGCCAGGUCACUGGAGAUCAUACCAUUUCCCCGUCAGGCUGUGGGAUCCAGAUGAUGCUCUACCUGACCCUGGCUGGAGCUGAGGUUUUCCUCCUGGCUGCCAUGGCCUAUGACCGAUAUGCUGCUGUUUGCAGACCUCUCCAUUACCCACUGCUGAUGAACCAGAGGGUGUGCCAGCUCCUGGUGUCAGCCUGUUGGGUUUUGGGAAUGGUUGAUGGUUUGUUGCUCACCCCCAUUACCAUGAGCUUCCCCUUUUGCCAGUCUAGGAGAAUUCUGAACUUCUUCUGUGAGACUCCUGCCCUGCUGAAGCUCUCCUGCUCUGACGUCUCCCUCUAUAAGACGCUCAUGUACCUGUGCUGCGUCCUCAUGCUUCUGGCCCCCAUCAUGGUCAUCUCCAGCUCAUACACCCUCAUCCUGCACCUCAUCCACAGGAUGAGUUCCGCCGCCGGCCGCAGGAAGGCCUUGGCCACCUGCUCCUCCCACAUGGUCGUAGCGCUGCUCUUCUUCGGUGCCUCCUUCUACACCUACGUGCUCCCGAGUUCCUACCACACAGCUGAGCAGGACAUGAUGGUGUCUGCAUUUUACACCAUCUUCACUCCCGUGCUGAACCCCCUCGUUUACAGUCUCCGCGACAAAGAUGUCACCAGGGCUCUGAGGAGCAUGAUGCAGUCAAGAAUGAACCAAGAAAAGUAGUAAAGGGCAAGCAUCGUCCCCUCCUCUUUCUAUAAUUCCUUUACUCCCUAUCUCUCCUCUUUUGCCCUCAG